UGAGACGUCAUCAUUGUCCCGGAUGAGGCGCAUGCGCAGUGUGGCUCUUCGUCAGUGUGUGGCUCAUUCACAGUCCAGCAGCGGUUCUCCCUCCCGUAUUCUCCUUUAAUCGUAGUAAUUUGUCAUUUGCUCCUCAUUCUCGUCUGUCCGAAGCCAUGAAACUCCUGCAGAAGAUGCUGCUGCUGCUCUUACUGGCGUUCCCCGCGACGCUCCUCAUGAAGGGACCGGUCGUCUCGGCUCAGGAUGCGACUGAGGAAGAAGAUGCUGUGGAUGAAGACGCUGCUGAUGAUGUGAUUGAUGAGGAUGAUGAAGCCGAGGUGGAGGACGAUGAAAACACUGAACUAACUGAAGAAAAGGAGGAAGAGGAAGAUGAAGCUCUGGUGGGAGAGAUGAAGGCUUCACCCAACGCCGACACCACCAUCCUCUUCGUCAAAGGAGAAGGGUCGCUGAAAAGGAGUGCUGAUGUUUCUUCAUCUACAAAUUUUCCCGCCAACAACAUCGUGAAGUUCCUGUUGGGAUUCACCAACAAAGGCUCGGAGAACUUCAUCGUGGACUCGCUGGACGCCUCGUUCCGCUACCCGCAGGACUUCCAGUUCUACAUCCAGAACUUCACGGCGCUCCAGCUGGGGACCGAGGUUCCUCCUCAGCGCCAGGCCACCUUCGAGUACUCCUUCAUCCCGGCCGAGCCCAUGGGCGGCAGACCCUUCGGCCUCGUCAUCAACCUCAACUACAGGGACCUCAGCGGGAACGUGUUCCAGGACGCCGUGUUCAACCAGACGGUCACCAUCACCGAGAGAGAGGACGGUCUGGACGGAGAGACGAUCUUCCUGUACGUGUUCCUGUCGGGUCUCGGUCUGCUUCUGGUGGUCGGCCUUCAUCAGCUGCUUGAGUCACGCAAGAGGCGGCGGCCGGCACCCAAAGUCGAGAUGGGAACCUCCAACCACAAUGAUGUGGACAUGAGCUGGAUCCCACAGGAAACACUCAACCAGAUCAGUGAGUUUCAGCCAAUCACAGCCGGCCUGCUCGUCCACAGAAGGCUAAUCGCUCAAACGAGUUAGCGAAUAAUCACAUCA
This is a messenger RNA of Pimephales promelas (fathead minnow), 1073 nucleotides long. Lineage: Eukaryota; Metazoa; Chordata; Actinopteri; Cypriniformes; Leuciscidae. The record is from RefSeq and is a predicted model, not a curated record.